AUGGACCUAAUUUCUGCUGCUGGACUUAUUAAAACAUUAAGUGACUUUGGUAAAUGCUAUGAGGUUCUGGUUAAAGAGUUUGUUAUGAACAUACCCGUAGAUUGUGAUGUACCUGGAAGUCAGAAUUUUAGGAAAGCAUGUGUAAGGGGUAAACUUGUUCACUUCUCCCAUCCGGUAAUCAAUAGGUACUUGGGAAGAAGUGAUGACGAGGGGUUUGAUUUGGAGGUUACUGAUAACCAAGUUUGCAAGGAAAUCACUGCAAAUCAAGUUGCUACUUGGCCAAUGAAAGGUAAACUGUCUGCUGGUAAACUCAGUGUGAAGUAUACCAUUCUGCAUAGGAUAGGAGUUGUUAAUUGGGUUCGCACUAAUCAUACUUCAACAAUAAAAGUUGGGUUGGCAAAGUUUCUCUAUGUUGUUGGUACCAAAACUAACUUCGACUACGACACUUAUACUUUUGAUCAGUCUGUGAGUCAUGCUGCUACCAUUUCUACCAAGAUUCCUGUUGCAUUUCCUUCCUUGAUCUAUGAUCUUGUCCUGACACCUGCUGAGAGGAAGCUGUCUACCACAGCUUAUACUAUUCUAGCUCUGAAGGAAACCUGCAAGGACUUGGAUGAGAUCAUUGCUACCAUCACCAAAAGGAAGCUUGACAUUGAACGACUUCUCAAGAGUAUUGAACAUCCUGAUAGAAAUGGGACUACAAAGGCAUCUAAAAGAGCCGCUGAUACACAUGAAUCUGAUGACCAUGUUGAGGGUCGUACCUCCAACGAUACUUCUAUUGAAGGUGGUGAUAGUGCCUCAGGUUCCAGUUCUGACGGGGAAGAUUAA
Vicia villosa (hairy vetch) is the source of this 825-nucleotide messenger RNA. RefSeq lists its product as uncharacterized. Lineage: Eukaryota; Viridiplantae; Streptophyta; Magnoliopsida; Fabales; Fabaceae. The coding region runs from base 1 to 825 and encodes 274 amino acids. The record is from RefSeq and is a predicted model, not a curated record. The transcript has 2 exons.